Molecule: messenger RNA, 2418 nt
Organism: Letharia columbiana
Lineage: Eukaryota; Fungi; Ascomycota; Lecanoromycetes; Lecanorales; Parmeliaceae
Exons: 2
Coding region: 1-2418 (805 amino acids)
Biological process (GO): regulation of transcription by RNA polymerase II; DNA-templated transcription
Cellular component (GO): nucleus
Molecular function (GO): DNA-binding transcription activator activity, RNA polymerase II-specific; RNA polymerase II cis-regulatory region sequence-specific DNA binding; zinc ion binding
Source: RefSeq, a predicted model, not a curated record
AUGUCUUGCUCUUAUGCUGCACCAGGAAGUCGCAAGAAGCAAUCUGCAUCUUCGCAAUCUAGCAACUCUCCAGAUGACAUGCAGAAUCGUAUUGACCGCCUCGAGGGUCUGGUACUCUCUUUGAUGACGAACGGCUCUCAAUCUGCAGGUCCAGCGGCAGCCCAACGAGCGUUAUCCCUGAACUCUACCUCAGGAUCCAUGGAGUAUCCGCAGGAUGUGGACGUAGAUGUUGAUGGAGAAUACGAGGACAACGGCGUUGUCAGAGGAUCAGGAGAGGACGAGAGUGAGACUGAUCAAGUCGUCCAAUCGCUUGGAGUCAUGAAGGUCGACAACAACAAGUCUAUGUAUUAUGGGGAAGCUCAUUGGGCUGCUAUCUUACACGAUAUCAAGGAGGUCAAGAACUAUUUUUCAGAGCACAAGAAGCAGUGGGAAGACCAAAUGGUCAAGGUGCAAGAAGCCAAGAACCGUGUUGACUCAGCGCCGCAAGGCCCGACUUUCUUGUUUGGAGGAUCAAAACCACCACCUUACUCGGAUUUACUCGCGCAGUUACCAAAACGAACCGUGACAGAUAAGCUCGUCUCCCGGUACUUCAACUCGUAUGAUCCAGCAGUCCAUAUCCUGCAUCCUCCGUCAUGGCAGAGGAAUUACGAAAAACAUUGGGAGAAUCCCCAUAAGAGUGGGGCGGCAUGGCUCGGACAAAUUUUCGCUAUCAUGUGUUUGGCAAUGCAUUCGUACUUUCGAAUGGAUGAUGAGCCCCCCGAGUUCCGGGGCAAGUCUCUUGCUUUGGCUGCAAAUUAUCGAGCUCUUACCGGACAGUGUCUUUUGCUUGCCGACUUCACCAAGCCUGUCAAUCACAUGAUCGAGACUUUGGUGCUCCACCUCCAUUGCGAAUAUGCUCGGAAUCGUGAUGCUGAGGUUGGAACGUGGGUAUUAGUAGGCAUGAUAGUCCGGCUAGCUAUGCGUAUGGGCUAUCACCGAGACCCAAAACACUUUCCCAACAUCACACCGUUCCAAGGGGAAUUGCGAAGACGAGUGUGGACAUUCGUGCGACAAUCAGAUCUUCUCUUCUCUUUUCAGAUCGGGUUGCCGAGCAUGAUUCGAUUGGGUGAUUGUGACACAGAACUUCCUCGAAACCUUUACGAUGAUGAAUUCGACGAGGAUUCAAAGAUUCUCCCCCCCUCGAGACCCGCGUCAGAGCCUACUCCCGUAUCAUACAUGUGCGCGAAAGCUAACAUCGCAUUCGCAUUUGGGAAGGCGGUCGAGAAAUUACACUCUGUAUCGACAUCCUCGUAUGACGAAAUUAUGACUCUAGAUCGCGAUCUGAGAGAAGCUCGUGCAGAAUUCCCUCCACAUCUUCGUCUUCGAAGCAUAGAAGAUUCUAUGAUGGACCCUGGAGCUCUAGUCAUGCAACGCUUCUAUUUAUCAAUCUUGUAUCACAAAGGUCAAUGUGUUCUUCAUCGAAAAUUCCUCGCGAGAGCGCGCGAGAAUAACCGCUACGCUCACUCUCGACGUACCUGCGUUGACUCAUCAAUGGAGCUUCUCAGCCACCAGGCGACCCUGCAUUAUGAAUCGCGUCCUGGUCGUCGCCUCCACGGCAUGAAGGUCUUCAUCAGCUCGAUCACAGCAGCGGACUUCCUACUUGCUGCUAUGAUUGUCGCUCUUGAUCUCUGCUACGGGGCGGAAACAGAAGGCGGCGGCCAAAGCUCUGGCGACAUGUACACCUGGGGACUGGAAAGACGAGCGGACAUGGUUCGGGCGCUCGAAGUUUCCAAUGACAUUUGGAAAGAGACGAAGGAUCAGUCAAUGGAGGCCUUCAAAGCGUCUGAACUUCUGACUGUCAUCUUGAACAAAAUGAAGUAUAGUAGAAACCAAGCCGCUGGACGAACACCGCAAAACCCCUUCCCAUUUUCCGGCCCACCCAACGGCACAGAUGGGCAGACUUUCGGACUACCAGGGGAGGAGAAGCCCGAGCACUCUGCAGCCAUGACACUAGGCAUGCUUAGCAAUGGCGGGAUGACGCCUAAUUCUGCGUCGAUGUUCAAUGGGGCAUUUCCUUCUACAGGGGGUGUUAGUUCUAACAUGGGGGAUAUGCAGUCUUCAGGAUUGACGCCAGGCUACUCACUGGAGCAAGCUGGUAACGGCAUACCCUCUGUGCCGAGCCCACUCUCGUUCUUUGGCAAUGGAAAUCUAGCGGGUGACAUGCCCGCGAACUUGGAUUGGGAUGCAUGGGAUUCCUACGUCCAGAAUGGGAGUCUUGACACUGGGAUUCAGGGUUGGCCCGCGAGCAUGGACCCGGCACUGAUGACAUCGGCGGUAGAUGGACAGGCGCAGAUGCCGCAAACGUCUAGUACCUCGUUCAAUGGUUCUGGAGGAAUAUUCAUGGGGGUCAGCACUCCCCCAGGCAACAUGCCUAUCUGA